UAAAUUUAAUUACACCGCCAUCUAUACGCUCAUUUUGUAAACAUACAUGGCAUCUGCUUUACCGACGGAGCGCCACCGCGCAUGCGUACAUAUUCGAGGCCACGGUCACAAAUGCACAGCGAUUGUGUUAUCACACACACAAGCGCAAGCCUCCAAAGUAGUCUAACGUGUUGACUGUCAUCAUGACGUUUUUAAUGUGAAUUGAGUGUUUAUUAAAGCUAAUUUGCGCUGGAAUUGAACAUAAAAUAUUCAAAAUGAACAUCAAGGCGGCUUUGGCCAUAUGUAUGGUCUUCGUUGGAUGUUGUUCCAACGUAGUUUUUCUUGAAUUGGUUGUGAAAGAAGACCCAGGCGCUGGAAAUUUGGUGACAUUCCUACAAUUCUUAUUUAUCGCGAUUUGCGGUUUUUGUACCGUUGGAAAAUUCGGUACCGCGAAAAGGAAUAUACCAUUCAAGCAAUACCUGAUUUUAGUUGGAUUUUUCUGGACAAGCAGCGUGGCGAAUAACUAUGCGUUCGAUUUCAACAUAUCUAUGCCUUUACACAUGAUUUUUAGAGCGGGGUCCCUAAUGGCGAACAUGGCAAUGGGUGUAUGGAUUUUGAAGAAGCAAUACCCAGCGUUGAAAUACUUGGCUAUCUUCAUGAUUUCCGCUGGUAUAGCGAUAUGCACAAUACAAUCGAGUGGUGAAGUAAAAGCGCCCAGAGAAACGCAUUCAGAUGCAGAAGAAGAAGCAAGAUUGAAAUUUAUAGAUUGGCUUUGGUGGUGUCUAGGCAUAGCCAUAUUAACCUUUGCGCUAUUUGUAUCAGCACGAAUGGGUAUUUUUCAAGAAUCCUUAUACACAAAAUAUGGAAAGCAUCCUUGGGAAGCGCUGUACUAUGCUCACUUAUUGCCGUUAGUUAUCUGGCUACCAUCAGCUCCAAAUUUAAUAGGACAUGUCAAAUUGGCUACAGAAACUGCCCCAGUGACUUUCCUAGGUUUUAUAAUGCCUGUUCAAGUGUUAUGGCUUCUUUUGUAUGUAGUUACUCAAGGUCUAUGUAUAAGUUCAGUGUAUGUUUUGACGACUGAAUGUGCGUCUUUGACUGUGACUUUAACAGUGACUUUAAGAAAGUUUGUGUCACUUCUAUUUUCAAUCGUUUACUUUAAGAAUCCGUUUACUCUUGGACAUUGGAUUGGGACACUUUUAGUGUUUAUUGGUACUUUGAUAUUUACGGAAUUAUUGCAGAAGUUUGUUGCUCUGUUCUUGCAGGCAAAAGUUGAUGAUAAAAAGAAGAAGAAAUAGGUUGUCUGGUCGAGGUUUUUUAGAGUUUUCAGAAACGGAACUCAAUGUAAUUUUUUUUUAUCUUAAAAGCACUUAAUGGCUAUAAGAAUUACCUUUAUGUACCUACCUAUAUUUGUAUUACCAACAAGUGUUUGAGUGUAUAACAACACCUAGUUAAGUAUAAUAAAUUAAAAACAUAAUAAUUUAUUGUAUGAUUAAAAUCAAUUAUAGCAGUUCAAGGUUUCUCAAAGCCUAAUAGGUCGACCCAAACUAAGUUGGCAACGAUAGGCCAGAUGGUGCAAGUGUUAGUUAUAAUGUUAUAGAAGUUUAACGUUUAAAAUAACUCUUGCAUCGUCUGGGCUAUCAAAAUCACUGCCAACUUAUUUUGGUCUGACUCUAUAAACUUCCCCGGAGUGUAAAAUACAAUUUUAACGAUAGCUAUUAAAUAUAUCAUUGAUAAAUUAAUAACGAUAUAAAAACAUGGCCUGUAUCGUCAAAUUUGUUUCUAAAAUUUAGUUUAUCUAUCUGUAUUAUUUAUCUAUUUUAAUUGAUAUUGUUAUCUGACCCUCUAUCAUGAGUUGCGUUCUAGUGGGAGCGUGCACGACUGUCACGCAACCUAGUGUCCGCAAUUCUAGGGGUCAAUUCACUACAUCUUAUAAAACAACUCCAAAACUAAAAACUACUGAACGGAUUUUCAUACGACUUUCAUCUAUCAAUAGAGUGAUUCUUGAGGAAGGCUUAAGUAUAUAACUUGUUAAGGUUUUGUGUAAAUUGUUUGAAAUAUAACGAUGUUGUCGGAAAAAAUCACCCUGGCUAGGAGCUUUAAUCAAAACCGCUGCCUAAUCCGUUUGAGCUAUAACAACACAAUGUAUGGUGGGGUUGUUUCUCAUUCAUAGGUCUACAAAAAAGUCCGCGAUGUGAAAUGUCUAUCUUUUAAGGAUAACUUACUAUAUCCAUUCUUAACUUCUAGAAAAAGAUCACGUAAUAUGUGGCAUUUGCAAAGCUAUUUACAUGGAUACAUUAUUAACAAUUAUCAAAAUAAAUACGUUAGUUAUAUUAACCAUUUCAUACAGAUUACAAUUAAAAUACACCACAACCAAACACACCAUACAAUUUAAAUGAAUAUUUCAGGAGUAAUCGUAAAUCAAAGUUUCAUUUCGAGCCAUAUAAUCGUACGAAAUGUUAAAGACGCUAUCCGCAGUUAGUUCAAAUUUUUACCACCUUACGCGUUGGGAUCGCUUUACUUACCCCCACCAUGCACUUCGCACGGUCCCAAUAGGUACUUGAAGUCGCGCUAGAUGUAUGGAGUCGCGCGCGUGAACGCAACUCAUGCUAGCAGGUCUGGUUUCAAAAUAGAAUGCUUGUUUUGUGAUAAUUUUUUAGUAAUGAAGAUUAAUUAUUCUUAUGAUGUUUAUAUUUAAAUUAUCUUUACAGUACAUAUGGUGCUACUUUCCCGCACGGGUGCGGGAAUGAGCACUUUCCGUGCAUAUGUCGGAACUUUAAAGAGCCUUAUGUACUCUAAAAAGUUGUACGAUACACGUGCGAAUAGGUAAUUCGCAACUCGGUGUCGAUUUAAUUUAUCACCACUCGUUGCGAAUUUCCUAUUUUCUGCACUUGUAUCGUAAAAAACUAUUAAAAUGCGGACAAAUAUGGACAAUUCACUACUUUAUGUAAAGGUUUCUGUUCAAUUUCACACUUUAUAAGUGCCACAAGUAAAACAUAAUAUAUCAUAAACAUAUGUCUCUUUUCACUAAUUCAAAUAUAGAAACUUCAGAUAAGAACAAUCUAAACUAUGAUAUCAUUAUUUGGCAUAAAUAAUUACAAAUUAUUCACUCUGAUGAAAUGUAUGACUAGGUAAUUUAAUGAUGUGAAUAUACUUAUAUAAUUAAAUUAAUGACUAAUGUAAUGACAUUGAAUUAGUGGCAUAAUAGUAAGUACUAGUUGAACGAAAAGAUAAUACUUAGUUAUCAAAUGUUAAUUAAAACUUAAGAGGGAAGAAUAGGGACCGUGCGCGUUGGAGGGUCUGCCAUCUUGUGGCCUGAAUCGGAACCAUAAACAUGUACAUGUACACGUCACGUGUUUUCUUGUGCAUACCUAGUAGGUUCUGCCAUCUUGUGGGCUACAUCGGAACAAUACACAGUCAUCACAUUUACGCCUCGCGCCAAAAAUCUGACGGCUCCUGUGCUGCCUCCUACAGUUCAUGCACGCUCCCUAUUAGAUUUGUGACCCUAACACGUACGUACAUUUUUGGUGAAAUUUCCAUUUUGGAAGAAAACGGUUCCCACUAACUAAAUCUUAACAAAUCACUUUGAUUUUGAUGUCGAUCGCUUCAACAUUAUAUAUUCUACACUUAUAGGUUUCGCUUUAAAAAAAAUACAUAUUUUUUAUAAAACAAACAGCUUAAUUUGACCAAGUUUUAAUCACAUUUUAUACGUUCAUAACAUUUCAUCAAAAAUGUAUGUACGUUCGGUUAGGAACGCAAAGCUAUUCUUCCCGCUUAGGAAGACCCAUUAAUGUAUAGAAAGUUACGUCUCUGUGUACAAUCUUUCAUGACCACAAUUAAAUUGACUUGUCACACGCGUUAUUGGUACACGCUAGGAAUUUAAAUACAUUAAAGCAAAUUUACUAUUAGUGUAAGGCCUGAGUGGACGCUCGAGUUGUACGUGCAGCGGCGAGGGGCGUGCAUUUUAAACAAAUACAAACGUAUAGGAGCGGCCUUAGUGCACGCUGCUCACUUCACUUGUGAGCCCGACGCCACGCUGCACGCCCCGCCGAACGCUCCGCUUCGAGCGUCCACUCAGACCUUAGACACACUUAUUAUAAGCGUUCUUGGAGCUGUGGACUCACCACGCUAAUGGUUAUUGAUAGGACUAAUGUAGCAAAAAACGAUAAAAAUAAAAUAACAAUACGACCAUACCGUCUCGCCCGCUUACGGUCACGUCUGAAAAUAUCAAUACGAAAAAAGUGCCAAAAAUAUGUAUACACGGUUUACUGCCCAUAUAUUAAGGUAGUGUAUACAUAUUUUUGGCAUAUUUUUCGUAUCGAUAUGUUCAGACGUGACUGUACAGUCGCCAUCAGAUAUAUCGGAGUGGCCAAGGUGCUCACAAAUAUCUGAAUACGACACGCCUCUAUUGCCAUGACGUUAGAGUGCGGGUUCAGAUAUUUGUGAGCACUUUGGCCGCUCCGUUACGACUGUAGAAAGGCCUAAAGCAAUAGAAGAUAGAUAGGUAGAAGAUAGAAUACUCUUUAUUGGCGCACCUCAGUAAAAAGAUACAAGAAAAAUAAACGAUUAAAUGUAGAGGCAGACAACAGGCGGUCUUAGCAAUGUAAGGUGAAGUAAAUUAAUAUAUGUAACAUUUCGUAAUAUGUCACAUUGACAAUCGUAUGAGGUACGAAAUUCUUUGACUUGUAUAUUGAUUGACCCGAAUAUCUGUUCAUGUGAUAUUUUAUAACAUAAAGAUAAUGUGUAAGGUAAAAGUACUAGUGCUCGACGCGGCACUAGUACUCGACAUGGGCACUUUAUGUCAAAGUGACAAAGAUUAAGUUCGAAUUCAGAAAAAUCUUCGUUGUUCAAAUUUAACCUAUAUUUUCAUGAAAUAAAGUGCCCAUGUCGGUGACUAGUGCAGCGUCGAGCACUAGUACUUCUACCUUAAUAGGGUCAAAUCAUAACUAGAACUUUUCCUUUCUUUCCAAUACGCCUCUGUAAUAACCAUUAUAAGCAGACCUUUGACUGCACAUACUUGUCAAAUAAAUCGAGUUCAGAAUUUAUUUGUAAGGACUCUAAUAUUACUCGAUCGAUAAAAAUUGUUCCAUUUAAAAUAAUUACUACUUCGCUUAAAUCAUUGCAAAAUAGACCUUAAGAUUGCUGGUUUAGAAUUGAUUGUUGAACGAUAAUGUUUGAGACUUGUGACGUUUUUCAACGGAGUCAACCAAUUUGAACAUUGACACGUAAUAUAGUAAAUUAGCGGUUUUAAUUUUGAAUUGAACAAAAUUGAACUUUAUUUCAUAAAUCGUACGGUUGCGUUUUAAAUGUUACGAGUGGAAGAUACGAGAUAUUCGAUUGCCGCUUGUUGGAUCGAAAAUCGUCGGUAGCUGUUUUUGUGAAGUGACAGUUUCAACACUUAACCAGUACCCCUAGUGUAAAUAAAUUCGAUUUCGAAACGUGACGAACGCGUUUGCGUUAAGUCUCAUUUUUUAUAGGAUUUUGAGUUUCCAAAACGUCCCGCUUGGCGCGCUCUUUCUAAAUCCAAUACAAAAUGAGACUAAACGCAAAUGCGUACGUCACGUUUCGAAAUAGAAUUUAUUUACACUAGGGGUACUGUAUAAUGCAAUUAAAAAUUAUUUAUUACGAAAAUGUACAAAAUAAACGUAUCACCUUUGAUAC
This is a messenger RNA of Cydia pomonella (codling moth), 5637 nucleotides long. It is a transcript of the gene Efr, whose product is annotated as UDP-xylose and UDP-N-acetylglucosamine transporter. The record is from RefSeq and is a predicted model, not a curated record. The transcript has 2 exons. Bases 255 to 1274 code for a protein of 339 amino acids. Gene Ontology annotation, biological process: transmembrane transport. Lineage: Eukaryota; Metazoa; Arthropoda; Insecta; Lepidoptera; Tortricidae. Gene Ontology annotation, cellular component: Golgi membrane; endoplasmic reticulum membrane. Gene Ontology annotation, molecular function: UDP-xylose transmembrane transporter activity; UDP-N-acetylglucosamine transmembrane transporter activity.